GGCAACACUGCGUUAGUUUUCCACCAUCUUCAUGCUUGUUUGAUGCUGAAUCAAGGCAAUCACGACAAUUUUGUUAUUAAAUUUAUAAAGUAAUUACUUUUAAAUGAUAUCGGGCAUUUUUUAUUAUUUUGGAGGGUGAAGGAUAGCGUUUUUUGCGAACCGGGUAAAAUGGAAGGUGAACAAUUCUCUCUAUGCUGGAACAAUUUUCACAGUAAUCUUAGUUCAGGAUUUCAUAGUUUAUUAAAGGAUGAGGAUUUGGUGGAUUGUACCAUAGCUGCCGAAGGAAAAUUUCUAAAGGCACACAAAACAGUGCUUUCCGUUUGUAGUCCAUUUUUUAAGGAAUUGUUUAGAGUGAAUCCAUGCAAACAUCCUAUAGUAAUUUUGCCUGAUGUGAACUAUGGGGCCUUGUGUAAUUUGCUACAUUUCAUGUAUCAAGGUGAAGUUAGUGUUAGUCAAGAGGAAAUCCCAACAUUUAUGAGGGUAGCUGAAACACUGAAAGUUAAAGGACUUACAGACAAUGGAAAUUCUUCGGACACCAACGGCUACAGCAAAAGCUUCAGCGGCUACCAACAAAAAGACAUAAUGAAACGCCCCAAACCCGUGAAAAAAAUAAUCCGACCCGUACAGCAUCCAAGUCCCAUAGGCAGUCCCAGUCCGAACGCACUCAAAUCCCCGCAACCCUCUACAUCGCCACAAAACACACUUCAGUCGCAACCGUCGCCGCAUUCGUCGUCAGCGCCGCCGCCCGCCAAAAAACCGCACCUCGACGACACGCCCGUACCGUCGCCCGUGGCGACCACACCGAACCCGCCGCCUGCGUCUCCCGACUCCACGCCAACGGUGACGAUGACGAUGAUCAAGCCGAAACCCGAGCCGAUCGACCAUUCGGACGAGCCGAACAUGUCCGAGGACGAGAUGAACAUGGACCCGGCCAACCUGCUCGACAUGCAGCUAGGCGAAUCGUCGUCGUCGUCGUGGCCGACCAAUCAGGACGCUUCCAAGUCCAUGGCGCACGAUACGUCAUCGCCAGGCGGCGGAAGUGGUUUAAUGUUAAUGAAGAGCGGCAGAGGGCAGCUCGUGCUAAUCCACAACGGUCACAUCUACACACUCUUCGAUAAGCGGGAAAGCCGCAGCGUCUGGGUGUGCGUGAAAAAGAAAACCUUGAACUGCGAGGGCUGUCUCACCACAAUGGCCGGACCAGUAUUACUUUCCUACAGCGGACACAACCAUCCACAGUUGCAUGAGGUCAUUAAAAAAUUACAAGUGCCCAGUCCAGGAGUUUCUCCCGAAUUAUUGUAACCUGUACCUGUACGAUUUGUAGGUCACGUUUUUAGGAAAUCACUGUUUAGUCAUGGAUGGAACAAGGUAUGCCAAAGAAAUGUUUAGGUUUUACUGGGUGGCUCAAACGUUGUGGUUUGAAUUUUUUAUAAUUUUUGUUAUUAAAAUUAAACUAAAAAUAUAUAUUUUUUAAAUACAGUACAGUUUAUAUG
This is a messenger RNA of Brassicogethes aeneus, 1490 nucleotides long. The record is from the annotation of a GenBank genome assembly. NCBI's taxonomy places the organism in Eukaryota, Metazoa, Arthropoda, Insecta, Coleoptera, Nitidulidae.